Molecule: messenger RNA, 648 nt
Organism: Zootoca vivipara (common lizard)
Lineage: Eukaryota; Metazoa; Chordata; Lepidosauria; Squamata; Lacertidae
Gene: IL11
Product: interleukin 11
Biological process (GO): positive regulation of cell population proliferation; positive regulation of MAPK cascade
Cellular component (GO): cytoplasm
Molecular function (GO): cytokine activity; growth factor activity
Source: RefSeq, a predicted model, not a curated record
AUGCAGCUAGAUGUUGAUGAUGAUGAAGAUGAAGACGAAAGGCUGUUCCUGACUGAACUUCUUUCUACUUCAUGCUUGUGUCAGGUCUUGGUGGUGGUGCUGAGUCUGUGUGAGGCCCUGUGGGGAGCUCCAGCCCCCCGUCCAAAGCCUACAGACUUCCGAUCCGAAUUCGAUUCCGUUGUCCAUAUGUCGAGGAACCUGCUGAGUGACGCCAAGAACCUCUUCAACCACUUUAAAAACCGCUACCCAGCAGAAGGAGAACACAAGCUAGAUACGCUGCCUGUGUUGACUAUGACUGCGGUGGAACUCGCCAACAUCCAGGUCUCUGUGGGUCUGACUCGGCUCAGUUCCGACUUGCAGUGCUACCAACGCCACUUUGAGUGGCUGCGGAGGGCAGCCCCACUGCUGCUGCGGCCCAUGGAGCAUGACAUCACCUUAGUGCACACCCGGCUGGAACGCCUCCUCAAAAGACUGGAGCACCUGAUGACCAAGCUCAGCCUCUCACGGCCCAACCCAACUCUGCCAACCCUGCCAGCCCACGGCACCCACUGGACUGCGGUUCAGGCAGGACACGCCAUCGCCCACUCAUUUCACCUCUACCUGGACUGGGCAUCUCGCGUGCUGGUUCUGAUCCGGAACAAGCUGUGA